AUGAUUUCUAGUCGCCUCGGCGGGGACCACGAUAUCGAGGCUAAGCCCUUCUUCCCCAUUCAGGUAGUUGUGAUCGGGGCAAGCAUUGGAUCAGGCCAUACCUCUGCAGCCCUGGAGCUUCAACGGCGGCUUGAAAACGAUGGUGUCAGCACCGAAUACCAUGACAUUCUCGACGCUCUACCCAUCUUGAUCAGAAUCAUGCUUAGGGAAUUUUAUGCGCCGCUAGUCAACUUCGCCCCUUUACUCUUUAGUUGGCUUAUGGUAGCUUGGGAGAGCGAGUCCUCGUGGAUGGUACAGGUAUUACUAUGGACCGCUUCAGAUCGUCGAGUGCUGGGGUGGAUACAAGGCAAGCAGGCCAUUGUCACGACGCACGCCAUUGCGACCCAGAUUGCAGGCAGACUCAAAGACCGAGCCAAGCACGACAUACCGAUCGCAUCAUAUCACUGUGAUGCAGGAAUACAUCCGCUCCAGCUGCACCACUCUGUCAGCCUGAAUCUCGUACCUGCCAGGAUAGCAGCCCUGGCUUGUAAGAGUUAUGGACACGGUGCUACUGUCAUAGCGCCGUUGGUCCGGCCGCAGUUCAGAGAGCCUAUACACGAUCUCACUCGCUGCAGACUAGAAGAAAGCCUCAGGCUCUGCUCCACAGACCCGGUGAUCAUACUUGCUGCUGGGUCGCUGGGCAUCGGUAAUAUCGUCGGCACUGUGCAAGAUAUUCUCAGAGAAAUGGACACUGCUCGGCUUCUGGUUCUCUGUGGGAGGAAUGACAAGUUACGAAAGCAACUGAAACCAUAUUCGCAGGCGACAGCACUGGGCUGGCGGGAAGACAUUGCUGAGAUCAUUGCCGUCUCCCACGUCAUGGUGCACAAUGCUGGGGGGAUGGCAAUCUGGGAGGCCAUGAUGUCUGGCCUACCCACUGUUACGUACAAUCCACUACCAGGCCACGGCAGGGCAAAUGCUUUAGCGCUCGAGCAGGCCGGCAUCUCGCCGUGGCCCCGCGAUCGUGCUCGUCUCGGGCACUCGGAGGUGCCGUUGGAGUCCAGGCAUCACCCUCCGGCUCGCGAAGCAUUAAGAAACACAGAACAAGACACACAGCAGGCAAGGCAUAUGCUGAUCCCCUUGGAUGUCUCCCAGAAAAGAACCUAA
Messenger RNA from Microdochium trichocladiopsis, 1143 nucleotides. RefSeq lists its product as uncharacterized. Bases 1 to 1143 code for a protein of 380 amino acids. Lineage: Eukaryota; Fungi; Ascomycota; Sordariomycetes; Xylariales; Microdochiaceae. The record is from RefSeq and is a predicted model, not a curated record. Gene Ontology annotation, molecular function: hexosyltransferase activity. The transcript has 2 exons.